CAGUCCUCUUUCACAUGGUUAGUUCGUUGGUCCAGAGUCCAUAGUCCAUACGCUUGGGUAAUUGCCCUAUAUUAAGCCGGAUAUCCAUUCCCACCUCCCAAGUCCUAGCAACUAAUUGUAGCCGUAGGUGUAGCAAAUCAUUCAUCCAUGUCUUCGCCGGCGAUUCUGUGCCUCCUUCUCAUCUCUCUAAUCCUUUUCUCGACACCUGCCGUCGGCGAUGACGCUCUGACGGUGUACGAAGCUCUACAACAGUACGGCUUCCCUGUGGGUAUUCUUCCCGUGGGAGUGACGAGCUACGAGUUAGACACUAGCACCGGUGAAUUCACGGUGUAUUUCAACGAAACGUGCACAUUCAACAUUGAUGGCUAUGACCUCAAGUAUAAGACAACGGUUACUGGGGUUGUGUCCACGGACAAGAUUACAAACCUCAAGGGCGUCCAGGUUAAGGUGCUCUUUUUGUGGGUGAGCAUCGUGGAAGUCAGUCGUGAUGAGGACGAGCUCUCUUUCUCCGUCGGGAUUGCUUCUGCUAAUUUUCCGAUCGAUAGUUUCGUUGAGAGUCCGCAGUGUGGAUGUGGGUUCGAUUGCGUCAAUGGAGUUGGGGAGAGAAAGAGUGGGGAGUUCAAUCGGACCCGUUUUGUGUCGUCUUCUUAAUCGGGCGAGUCUAAGAUCAUUUUGAUGUAUGGAAAUAAUGUGCUUGUAAUUUGUGGUGGUUUUGUCUGGGAUUUGAAUGAACUGAGCCCCAUCUGUUUUAUUUUCCUCUGUUUUCCGGGAAAACAAAAAAAAAUCAAAAUGUCACUGCAUUGAUUUGAUUUGGAAUAUGCCUUUUUGAUGCCAAACGGUUCAUUGAAAUUGACUGGUUGUUUUGUG
This is a messenger RNA of Ilex paraguariensis (yerba mate), 867 nucleotides long. NCBI's taxonomy places the organism in Eukaryota, Viridiplantae, Streptophyta, Magnoliopsida, Aquifoliales, Aquifoliaceae. The record is from the annotation of a GenBank genome assembly.